Messenger RNA from Giardia duodenalis, 1497 nucleotides. Its product is annotated as Serine palmitoyltransferase 1. Lineage: Eukaryota; Fornicata; Diplomonadida; Hexamitidae. Bases 1 to 1497 code for a protein of 498 amino acids. The record is from RefSeq and is a predicted model, not a curated record. Gene Ontology annotation, cellular component: endoplasmic reticulum. Gene Ontology annotation, biological process: ceramide biosynthetic process; sphingosine biosynthetic process. The transcript has a single exon. Gene Ontology annotation, molecular function: serine C-palmitoyltransferase activity.
AUGGCCACCUAUCCUGUGCUAACAAUUACCAUAUGCACAGCUAUUGCAAUGAUGCUCCUGAGCAGAUCAGCUGAAUCCCCUGGAAGUAAGAAAAGGCUCAAACAGAAGAUACACGAAGGCUCAACUGAUGGAAAAGAGUCAAGGGAGUCUCGAAGGCUUCAGCCCAUCCCUUCGGUGGUUCAGCCCAACAAGCCAAUUGUGGUAAUUCGACGAGAUGCCACAAGGCUCUAUCUGGCCCCUCCAGACUGGCCUAAAAAUGACAACUACUCUUCUACUGACGAGAAGAAGCUACAAGAAGACGUAAAUACGUCCGUGAUAGACUGCGCAACAACCGACUUUCUAUGCAUCGCCACAGAUCCAGAAGCACAGCAGCACGUGCUAGGAGCUAUAGAGCGUUAUGGCGUGGGCUCAUGCGGCCCCCGAGGAUUCUUCGGCACGCUAACGCCGCACAUCAUGGUUGAGCGCGAAUUCACUGCUUUUCUCAAUCAACCCGCGAUUCUGUAUCCCAGUGCAGCUGUGGUAAUUCCGUCUGCUUUACCAAUUCUCUGCGGCAAGGGAGAUGUUCUCAUAAUUCCAGAGGUCCACAGCCUUGAGAUAGCGAGGGCUGCGGCUCUUUGUGGCGCGAAGGUUGUCACGCUUCACCUUCCGUACCUCAACUUACAACAACUCUCAGACGAGCUCCACAUCAGUGAUGGUAGCAUCAAAGAAUGCACAAGCAGCUUGAAGAACGCCAUGUGUAAGUACUUAACAAGUGAUGAAGUACAGAAAGAGCUACGAAAAAUCAGAAGGGAUGUAGAGCCUGUUCUCAAAGCAGCUUCAGCAGAAGCCAAAAACACCUGCUGGCUGGUGGCAGACACCAUCACUAAGGAUGGGAUAUUGUGCCUUCCCGAGAUCUUGUCUGUUUGCGAAACCAACCACGUGAGGAUCUUCCUCAACGAAGGUCUUGGACUAGGUGUCCUGGGCUCAGAGGGGCGCGGGGUUCCAGAGUUCUGGUGUGACAUGGGCUAUGCCACGGGUUAUCACCACUUCGAUCUUGUCGCUAGCUCAUUGGAGCAUGCAUUUUCCGGCCUGGGAGGCAUUUGUACGGGCGCGCUGCAUCUAGUGGAACAGCAGAGAAACAUGGGCCUUGGGUACUGCUUCAGCGCUAGUGCACCCCCAGGUCUUUGCGAGUGUGCUAGGUACACACUGCGACAAAUACCCAACGUUCUGCCGGCUCUUCACGAAUCCGCAUUGACCCUGCACAAAAUGCUUCUCUCUGCAGGUAUACCGUUUGUCGGAAUACCAGGGUUUCCUGCCGUGUUUAUUCAGCUCCCGGAAUCCAUAACAAGCGCAGCCAUUCAAGACAAUCUUCUUUGUCACAGAAGCGGUGACCGGUACCUUGUUGGCAUUGUUGAUGAUAAGACAAUUCGUGUUUCCGUCACAAUAAAACACAAAAAGGAAGACAUUGAAAAACUUUCAGAAUAUCUCGAAAGUAUUUUGAAAGACAUAGAAAGUUGA